Molecule: messenger RNA, 4252 nt
Organism: Amphiprion ocellaris (clown anemonefish)
Lineage: Eukaryota; Metazoa; Chordata; Actinopteri; Pomacentridae
Gene: st14
Product: ST14 transmembrane serine protease matriptase
Exons: 19
Coding region: 217-2739 (840 amino acids)
Biological process (GO): proteolysis; acrosome reaction
Molecular function (GO): protein binding; serine-type endopeptidase activity
Source: RefSeq, a predicted model, not a curated record
GUGUGUGAGGAAAAGGUCGGUUUCAGGUGUUUAGCGUUCUCAGCCCGAUACAGGAAGACGUCCCUGUUACUGUGAUUAAACUUCAACACAUUUAUUAUUUUCUGCUGAACAACUUCAGGAUUUUGCUGCGCACUUGGAUAAAAGGAACAAAGUAAGAAACCACAAACCAAAAGCGCGUUUUGGAUACGGGUGGAUUCAGUUGGAUCCUGGUUGAAGAUGCAUUCGGCCAGAUAUGAAUACGUCGAUAGAAAUGGCCAUCAUGAGCGGAUGGACUUCCAAACCAGCACAGAGAAGACAUCAAAGCGGAAGACCGGCAUCCUGAUCGGUGUUCUUCUGGCGCUUCUCAUCCUCGCAGCUGUUGCAGCGUUUCUCAUUUGGUUUUUUAUCUUUAAAGAUGCUGAUUCAGAAGCCACUAUUAGUCAGCAUCUUAUCCCUACAAGAUGUGUCUUCAGCGGCCAUAUGAAGCUGGCUGACGUGUCGUACGACCAGAAACUGGAGGACACCAACAGCAAACAGUUCCAGGAUUUGGCGGGAAAACUGCAGGGAGCUCUGAAGGAAAACUACAAGAGAGAUUCGCUCCUCGAACAAUACUACACUACAUCUGUGGUCACUGCAUUCAGCGAGGGCGUGAAAGCUUAUUACUGGUCCCAGUUUGAUAUUCCAGCCAGCGACCAGGAGAUCGUACCAGAGUUCUCAGAGGAGCGGGUGCUGGAGGCUCUGGAGGUGGGCUUUCAAGAGAAGCGUCGCACAGCGAGUCGCAGCGAUGUCAAGAUCACCGACGUCACCGCCACACUCACAGAUCCUCGCAUGGCCAGGAACCCCAGAGCCAAGGAGUGUUUCUUCCGACUGGAAGCAACUGAAAAUGGGCAGAACUUGACGUCUCCGGGGUACCCUGUAGCCUACCCUUGCAAGUCUCGGUGUCAGUGGCAAAUCAGGGCCUCGGAGAACAACGCCAUAUCUGUCAAGUUCCAUUCUUUCCACAUCGAGGAUGACUGCUCCGACGACUUUGUCUCCAUCUUUGACUCCUUGAGCCCAGAUGACUCCCAGGCCAUCACGCAUCAGUGUGGUAAGAGGCCUCCCUCCAACCCCCUGGAGGUGGUGUCAUCCGGCAACAUCAUGCUGAUUAACUUUAUUACUGACACUGAUGUCAGCCAUCCCGGCUUUGUGGCAGAGUAUAAAGCCAUCCCUCUGAUGAACGUUAAAAAGUGCGGUGAAGUCCUCUCUAACAACAGCGGAGUCCUCACCUCCCCGCUUCACCCCAGCUUCUAUCCUCCUGCUGUGGACUGCAAGUGGACCAUCAAGGUCCCUGCUGGGAUGAAGGUGCGGCUGAAGUUCACCACGUUCCGCAUGAAAGAGCCUGGGGUGGACGUCCGUGUGUGUCACAAAGAUUAUGUGGAAAUUAUGGGAACCAAGUAUUGUGGAGAAAUGUCCACUUUGUCUGUGACCAGUACCACCAAUACACUAGACGUGAUGUUCCACUCCGAUGAGUCUGACACUGACAAGGGCUUCAGAGCAGAGUUCAGCGCCUACGAUCCCAAAAACCCUUGCCCCUCAAAGUUUGCCUGCAACUCUGGCAUUUGCAUCGGAAAAGAACUGCAGUGUGAUGGUUGGAACGACUGCGGCGAUAUGAGCGAUGAGAUGAAGUGCAAGUGUGCAAAGGACCAGUUUGCUUGCGGAAAUGGUCUGUGCAAACCGAAACUCUGGGAGUGCGAUAGUGUCAACGACUGCGGCGACUGGAGCGACGAGACACGAUGCAGUUGCGAGGAGAAUGAGUGGCGCUGUGGGGACGGGCUUUGUAUGCCCCAGGAUGUUGUGUGCGACGGUCAGAGGGACUGUGUAGACGGAAGCGACGAGGCCACUUGUAAAACCUCUACGGGCAUCUGCUCCGACUACAGCUUCAAGUGCGCCAACGAAGAAUGUGUCAACAAGGUGAACGCCGAAUGCGACCGCGUCAACGACUGCGCCGAUAAGUCGGACGAGACCGGCUGCGAUUGUGGCACCAGGCCUUACAAGCUGAACCGCAUUGUGGGAGGACAGAACGCUGAGCUCGGGGAGUGGCCCUGGCAGGUCAGCCUGCACUUCCUGACCUAUGGCCAUGUUUGCGGUGCCUCGAUCAUCUCUGACACAUGGCUCCUUUCGGCUGCUCACUGCUUUGUCACAAACGAUCCAGUGAACCAUAUUGCAUCCAACUGGCAAACCUACAGUGGAAUGCAUGACCAAUACAAGCAGGAUGAUGUACAGCGCCGCCCAUUGAAGAGGAUCAUCUCCCACCCGGAUUACAACCGGAUGACCUUUGACUAUGACAUUGCACUGCUGGAGCUCAGCGAGCCACUGAAGUUCACCGACACCAUCCGACCCAUCUGCCUACCCGCUCCCUCCCACGUCUUCCCUGCAGGCAUGUCGUGCUGGGUCACAGGCUGGGGUGCGCUCCGAGAAGGAGGUCAAAAGGCACGGAUUCUACAGAAGGCACAAGUGAAAAUCAUCAAUGACACUGUAUGUAAUACGGUCACCGAAGGCCAAGUCACUUCCAGGAUGCUCUGCAGCGGGUUCCUGGCUGGAGGAGUCGACGCAUGCCAGGGAGACUCCGGAGGCCCCCUGGUGUGCUUCGAGGAGAGUGGGAAGUGGUUUCAGGUCGGCAUUGUGAGCUGGGGUGAGGGCUGCGCUCGUCGCUACAAGCCCGGAGUCUACACCAGGCUUACCAAGCUACGAGCCUGGAUCAAGAAGGAGACGAAGAUUUGAGGAUGUUGUGAGAAACGGGGAAGGGAUGCAGAGCGGGGAACAUCAUAGUGCUAAAAAUAAUGGAGAUGGAACAUUUUGGGUCUGAUUCGGGACAAAGUCUCUCUGAGAUUCUAUUCAUUUAGCAGCAGGCUGAGGAUCCUGUUGCAUAGACUCAGCUACUCAUAUGAAUGACUUAAGCACUUUAUUUGGUUGCCAACCUGCUCCUGAGCUCCUCCCACUCACACUUACACAUUUACAAGAACACCACACUGACUUACACUUUGAAUAGUUUUUACAGGAAUUCAUCAGCACAGUGUCUUUUAUCCCCCUCAAUCCAUAACAAUAUACCCUCAGUACAAAUAAUGAAAUAUGUAUAGAUUGGGAGUCAUUUUCCCUCUGUUUUUCUCUUUUCAGAUUUUAGUGUGUUUCUGAGUACAGCCUCAUUCCCUGAAAAUGUUAUUGUGUUUUUAAGCCUUAGUAUUAUAUAUUUCUAAACUGAUGAGAGCCUUCAUCGUCUUGCUGCAGUGAAUGUUGCACAUUGCCAAUAGGCUCAUGCAGUAAAUGGUUAUGAAUGUAGGGGUUUUACAUAAUAAUUGAAUUUUUGAUGAAAAGCUGAAAGAACAACAACAAAAAAAGAUAAAAAGAAUCAACAUCCAUGUUGAAGCAUUUUUCUUAUCAUGCUCAAAUGAGUGAAACCCGGAAGCUGCCUGGAAGGUAGAAAAAUGCCUUAAUCAAUCUAAAAGCCCACAGUUUUCUUUGGAAAAUGGCCAGCAGUAAAAUAUACCAGAUUUUUUGUAAGUGGGCUUAAAACAUGCAAAAACCACCAGCUUGGUCCUUGAAGAAUGAGACUGGAGUGAUUCGUAAGUUGUUUCUGAUUUGAACAGGCGUCCUCGAUCAGUGUUUCUGUUUUACAUUUACAGAUGCUUACUAGCCUUGGCUGGUCUGUGAAUUAUUUGCCAAAAUGUUAUAUUCAGAGGGGGAGAAUGAGGAUGAGGUCCAGCUGGCCUUUGCGCAGGUCUCUAGUUAAGCUCAGGGUGAUUGGGCUCUUCAAUCACAGCCGCUGCUCAGAGUCGAUGUAAAUCAGUGGGGUUUUGACGAGUUGCCAGAGCAAUGCAAUCCAUUCUUAUCCCCAUUAGGGUUUCCUCUCUUUGGUCACGACCAACUUAAUCAACUUCAGCUUAAACAACGUAUUUGACUGGAUGGUUUAUUUUACUCCAUUUGUCUGACACCUAUUCUGGAACUAAUAUAUCUCGAGUAAGCACACCAAAGAUUUGCUGAAGUAUUAUUUAUUGAAGUGGGAGAAAUUAUUGUUGAAGACAUAGCUCAGCUGGUUGUUUUUAUUAAUUCUGUUAGAGUAAAUGUGUAUUUUUCACAAAAGUAGGCAGAGGUCUCAACUUUUAUAUAGAUAUUUUCAUCAUGCGCUCGGACUGAUUCGGAUUACGGACUUACUUUACAUCCUUUCUUUGUUUGAGUGUUUUUUUUUUUUAUAUGAAAGCAUCAUGAUAAUAAACAUCUUUUAUCUGAUUCCACAGUA